Messenger RNA from Mustela lutreola (European mink), 1669 nucleotides. It is a transcript of the gene ARPC4, whose product is annotated as actin related protein 2/3 complex subunit 4. The transcript has 6 exons. Lineage: Eukaryota; Metazoa; Chordata; Mammalia; Carnivora; Mustelidae. Gene Ontology annotation, molecular function: actin filament binding. Gene Ontology annotation, cellular component: Arp2/3 protein complex; actin cytoskeleton. The coding region runs from base 193 to 699 and encodes 168 amino acids. The record is from RefSeq and is a predicted model, not a curated record. Gene Ontology annotation, biological process: actin filament polymerization; Arp2/3 complex-mediated actin nucleation.
UGUCAAGAAAGUCCUAGCGGGGAAACUUCCAAAGGACCAAGUGUUCCUGGGCUCCCCCUUCUCCGUUCGGAUCAUAGAUGGUACCGUCCGGAAGUUCGGGCGGAGACUGAGGCUGCGCUUCUCGCGAAAAGGCAGGCGUCGCGGGGCUGGCCACUUCCGCACUUCCGCUUUCCGGCCCAGCCAGCGCCCGCGAUGACUGCCACUCUCCGUCCCUACCUGAGUGCCGUGCGGGCCACACUGCAGGCUGCCCUCUGCCUGGAGAAUUUCUCCUCCCAGGUUGUAGAACGACACAACAAGCCGGAAGUAGAAGUCAGGAGUAGCAAAGAGCUCCUGUUACAACCUGUGACCAUCAGCAGGAAUGAGAAGGAAAAGGUUCUGAUUGAGGGCUCCAUCAACUCUGUCCGGGUCAGCAUUGCUGUGAAACAGGCUGAUGAAAUUGAGAAGAUUUUAUGCCACAAGUUCAUGCGCUUCAUGAUGAUGCGAGCAGAGAACUUUUUUAUUCUUCGAAGGAAACCAGUGGAGGGAUAUGACAUCAGUUUUCUGAUCACCAACUUCCACACAGAACAGAUGUAUAAACACAAGUUGGUGGACUUUGUGAUCCACUUCAUGGAGGAGAUUGACAAGGAGAUCAGUGAAAUGAAGCUGUCGGUUAACGCUCGUGCGCGCAUCGUGGCUGAGGAGUUCCUCAAGAAUUUUUAACCAUCUGGCUGGAUCUCAAGGCCUUCCCCCUCAGACUCCCCUGUGUCUCUGCGAAGGCAUCCUGGAGUUACUCCCCAGAGCAGCAGCGGCGGCGGCAGCAACAGCGGCGGCAGAGUGGGGGAGCUGGGUUGGGGUGGGUAUUAGAUGCGGGAGGUGGGUGGUAUGCUUGCUAGCUGGGCAACAAAGCAGCAGUGGACCUGCCCCAAGGCACAUGCUGCCCCAAGGCCACAUGUGCCUGGUCAGGCUGGCUUCUGAUGUUCAGUCCCCUGGGCUGGGACAGAUUUUUUUUUAACGUCUUGAAACUUAAAUUCUGUGCUUGUAGGAGACUGUAACCUUUUUGUCUUUUUUUUUUUUUUUUUUUUUACACGAAACAACCUCCACCUCCAGUGGCUGUGACUGGUCCCAGUGAUUGUACCAUAUUGGUCGCUGUGGGUCUGGGCGGGCCUGGAGCCAGAAGGCGACUAUUGUGUGUGUGUCUCCCCCCCCCCCCCCACCUCCAGGAAGUCCCAGGUUGGGAGAGAGGGAGGGAAGGAAGAAGGUUUCAGACUCCAGUUCCUUUCCUUUGUCCUCUUACUCCUGAGCCUCCUUGGGCCCAGUGGAAGUUGUUGGGACUCUCUGCCAGCUUCCUGAGCUCUGCCUGAAGAUAAGCCACCCAGCACUGGUUGGAAACAAGGGCUUAAUUGGUGGCCACCGGCCAUGCCUUGAAGCUGGGCACUGAAAGCCAGGUGCCUCUGGCCACAAGGGCCUCUUUGUGCCCUCCCAGCUGAGAGGGGCCACUGAUUUGCCUUGUCUAUCAGUGCAGUGCCUGUGCUAGAGUUGGAGGGGUGAGUCUUCCAGAGCUUCCUGAGCUGGGUCUCUUCUGCCUGCUCUGGCUCCUCUGCUCCCACGCUCGCUGUACCUUUUCUUAUUCUGGUGGAUCCCGCCUCCUCUCCUGAUUAAAGUCUCUCCUUGCCCCUUUGGGGCUGCAUGA